CCUCAAAAUCAGCCGCAGGGCAACCCCCCUCCACCGCCACCGAAACCUGGCCAAUUUCAGGGAGGCAUGCAACAGCAGCCACCGCAGCAACAACAGAACACUCAGAACUGGAACCAGCAGCCGGCAUACAACAUGCAACCACCUGCUCAGAACUUCCAAGCACAAGCCCAGCCUACGCAGUUCAAUCAGCAAGGUCAACAGGGUGGAUAUCCCGGCCAGCAACCACAGCAUGGUGGAGUACCAAGCCAGCCUGCUCCACCACAUUCCUACAAUACAGCCGCCCCUCCUCCGCCUUCUGCUACCCCUGGAGGGUCAUAUUUCCCACCCUCUGCGAACAGACCAACCUCAAUAUACGGCUCAACCCCAUCAGGGACUUAUUCUACUCCCCAGUCUGCGGUCUCUCAAAACCCGCCUCAGACAGUACUGAGCCCAGACGAGCAGCAUCCCACUUACAUCCCCCCAUCUCUCACUGGGCAAGGUGUUCAAUCGUAUAUGCCUGCCAAUACGAACCCUCUACCCGGCGUUUACGUACCACCGCCUCCGGAUAUUCCAGCUUGGAGUCAAGCGCAGCAUCUCCCAGGGCAGGGGGGCGGUAAGAAAUUCAAAUAUACGAAGCCGAACCCGCAACCUCAGUUUCAGCCAGGAGUUCCACAGGGCAUUCAAGGUGGCGUGGGAUUCCAACAGCCUAUGCAACAACCAGGGCAGCAAUUUCAACCUCAGCAGCCAAUGCCGACUCAACAAGGUCAACAAGGCUUCAAUCAGCCUGUUCAAAAUCAAUUCCAACAACCACCACAACAACUCGGCCAGCAGAUUCAGUCGCCGCCUCAGCAGCAACAGUUCGGUCAGCAAGUGCAGUCGCCGCCUCAAGGCCAACAAUACGGGCAUCCCACGCAACAAGGCCAGCUCCAACAUAACCCUCAGCAACCCCAGCAGUUUCAACAAAGUGCGAUUCAACAGCCUGGGCAACAAUUUCCACCACAAGCAGCAAACGCUUGGAACGCACAACAGCAGGGCGUAGGCCAGGGGUAUGGGGCCCAGAACGUACCUCAGCAACCGCCAAUUCCGGCACCAUACGGCAAUGUCUCUCAACCAGCCCCCCAGCAGGACUGGCAAACUCAAGGACAGCAGCAAGGCACAGGCUACGCAGCACCUUUUCAACGCCCAUACUGAGCAGAGCCCUCCUGUCUCCCACAACGAUCCUGUUUCGCCGAUACACCAGAAGCGAAACAGCGUGUUCGGGUCGGGGCAGGGUGGUGGCGCUCUGGGCCGGACGGACUCGAUCAGCUCGAUUAUGAGCAAGAAGCCGGCGUCGCACAGCAGCAAGACGGGCACGCCAGUACAGAGAUGGCCAUCGCCACCUGCACCCACUGUUGCGGCUUCUGCAUUAGGCAUGGGAGGGCCAUCUGACUGGGAGCACUUUGGAUCUGCAGACGAUGAGAUUGAUGAUGAGGAGAUAUUCGGUGCGAAGGGUAAGGAGGAGCUGCAUCAUGUGGAUAGCGUGGAGCUUCCCACCGCUCCAUCCCCUCCGUUAGCGGCCACUGGCUCUGCUGUCAGUGUGGAUGAAUGGCCGACUCCGCCGGCGCCCGCUCCGCUGAAUGUUAACCGUCCUUCAUCAGGCUUCCAGCAUAACGUUUCAGGUAGUCGCGAGCACU
This is a messenger RNA of Mytilinidion resinicola, 1652 nucleotides long. RefSeq lists its product as uncharacterized. The transcript is spliced from 2 exons. The coding region runs from base 67 to 1170 and encodes 367 amino acids. Lineage: Eukaryota; Fungi; Ascomycota; Dothideomycetes; Mytilinidiales; Mytilinidiaceae. The record is from RefSeq and is a predicted model, not a curated record.